AUGCCAGAUCACUUAGGAUCCGACCAGAGGAAAGUUAAAGAAGAGGACAAGGAGGACAAACCGAUACAAUCUUUGGAUGAAGGGGACAUCGCAUUGCUAAAAACCUAUGGAGCCGGGGCCUACAGUAAAUCCAUCAAGUCCACAGAAGAUGACAUCACAAACCUGGCCAAGAAGAUCAAUGAACUCACAGGUAUUAAGGAGUCAGACACCGGCCUGGCUCCCCCUGCACUGUGGGACUUAGCAGCAGACAAACAGACCUUACAGGGAGAACAACCACUACAGGUUGCUCGCUGCACAAAAAUCAUCAAUGCAGACAGCGACGAUGCCAAGUACAUCAUCAACGUGAAACAGUUUGCCAAGUUUGUGGUGGAUUUGGCUGAGUCUGUGGCACCUACUGAUAUAGAGGAAGGCAUGAGAGUUGGCGUGGACAGGAACAAAUACCAGAUCCACAUCCCGCUGCCUCCCAAAAUCGACCCAGCUGUUACCAUGUUACAGGUGGAAGAGAAGCCUGACGUGACAUAUUCGGAUGUUGGUGGCUGUAAGGAACAGAUAGAGAAACUGAGGGAAGUUGUGGAGACACCUCUGCUACAUCCUGAACGGUUUGUGAACCUGGGAAUAGAACCUCCCAAAGGUGUCCUGCUGUUCGGUCCGCCGGGGACGGGGAAAACGCUGUGUGCCCGCGCCGUGGCCAACAGGACAGAUGCGUGCUUCAUCCGUGUGAUUGGCUCGGAGCUGGUGCAGAAGUAUGUGGGAGAGGGUGCCCGAAUGGUACGAGAAUUGUUUGAGAUGGCCAGGACUAAGAAAGCUUGUCUCAUCUUCUUUGAUGAGAUUGACGCAAUUGGAGGUGCGAGAUUUGAUGAUGGAGCGGGUGGAGACAACGAGGUCCAGCGAACGAUGCUGGAACUGAUCAACCAACUAGACGGCUUCGACCCUCGCGGGAACAUCAAGGUCCUGAUGGCGACCAACCGACCCGACACGCUGGACCCCGCGCUCAUGAGGCCCGGACGACUGGACAGGAAAAUCGAGUUUGGUCUACCAGAUCUGGAGGGCCGGUCCCAUAUCUUUAAGAUCCACGCUCGGUCCAUGAGUGUAGAGAGAGACAUCCGGUACGAACUACUGGCCAGGCUGUGUCCAAACAGCACAGGUGCUGAGAUCAGAAGUGUGUGUACAGAGGCGGGCAUGUUCGCCAUCCGGGCCAGACGGAAGGUCGCCACCGAGAAGGACUUCCUCGAGGCGGUCAACAAAGUCAUCAAGUCCUACGCUAAGUUCAGCGCAACUCCCCGAUACAUGACCUACAACUAAAACUAAACACCACAAACUUACCAUCAGUAAAGGAUAGAAUAUUGAUACUUUGUAGCACUCAUGUAUGUCUGGUGUCUUUUGUUUCAAGUGAGUGAUCAGACAAGAUCACAAAUUUGUCAACAAAGUCAUCAAGUCCUACGCUAAGUUCAGUGCCACUCCCCGAUACAUGACCUACAACUAAAAUUAAACACCACAAAGUUACCAAGCACCAUCAGUAAAGGAUAGAAUAUUAACACUUUUUAUAGCACUCAUAUAAUGUCUGGUGUCUUUCGUUUCAAGUGACUGAUCAGACAAGAUCACAAAUUUGACAAUACAGUGUACUACAUUUUCAAAUUUAAGUAUAGAACAAAGAAUAUUGUUCUGAUUAGCCUGUAAAGACGACAUUAUGGAUGAUGUGUCUUGUCUGGUUGAAAUGCCUUUUUUCCAGAAUUUACAUACUCGCUAAAUCUGGUACUUUCAAAGUUAAGAUACAGAGUACAAUAAAAAUGUGUAUGGGCUA
Messenger RNA from Branchiostoma belcheri (Belcher's lancelet), 1801 nucleotides. Its product is annotated as 26S protease regulatory subunit 7. Gene Ontology annotation, molecular function: ATP hydrolysis activity; proteasome-activating activity; ATP binding. Gene Ontology annotation, cellular component: proteasome regulatory particle, base subcomplex. The transcript is spliced from 12 exons. Gene Ontology annotation, biological process: proteasome-mediated ubiquitin-dependent protein catabolic process. Lineage: Eukaryota; Metazoa; Chordata; Leptocardii; Amphioxiformes; Branchiostomatidae. The record is from RefSeq and is a predicted model, not a curated record. The coding region runs from base 1 to 1302 and encodes 433 amino acids.